Messenger RNA from Naegleria fowleri, 867 nucleotides. RefSeq lists its product as uncharacterized. Gene Ontology annotation, molecular function: single-stranded RNA binding; RNA endonuclease activity producing 5'-phosphomonoesters, hydrolytic mechanism. Lineage: Eukaryota; Heterolobosea; Eutetramitea; Acrasida; Naegleriidae. The coding region runs from base 1 to 867 and encodes 288 amino acids. Gene Ontology annotation, cellular component: nucleolus; cytoplasm. The record is from RefSeq and is a predicted model, not a curated record. Gene Ontology annotation, biological process: DNA repair. The transcript is spliced from 4 exons.
AUGUCUACUCGUGCAGAGCUUUCAGCACCACUGACUUGUCGAGAUCAGGAGGCAGAAGAUGGCAUUGAUUCCGAACAAUUAUUAAUGGCUACUAUGAAUCAAGAUCUAACGGAAGAUGAAUUGAAUCAUAUUAAAAAACAAUGGUCUUUAGAACAAGACGAGUUGAAGAAACAAUUAAUUGUACAUGAUGAUCUUGAUUUUGAUCCUGAUGAUUUAGAUACGACGUUGAAAUUUGUUGGAGGUGUCGAUAUUAGUUUUGAUAAGGAAAAUCCAGUGAAUGCAAUUGCAAGUUUAAUUGUAUUGUCAUUUCCAGAUUUGAAAGUAGUUUAUGAAAAGUACGACAGGGUCACAAUGCAACAUCCUUAUAUCCCAGGGUUCCUAGCCUUUCGAGAAGUUCCACAUCUCGAGAACAUGAUACAUGAAUUACGGCAAAAUUGUCCACAAUUUAUCCCACAAGUAAUUCUUGUUGAUGGCAAUGGAAUAUUGCAUCAACGAGGAUUUGGUCUUGCCUCGCAUUUGGGAGUUGUUGUGAAUAUUCCUACUGUUGGAGUGGCAAAAAAGUUAUUGUAUGUGGAUGAUAUUACUAGAGACACCGUAAAAGAACUCGUUCAAAAACAUCUCAAAGCAAAAGGUGAUUAUGCAAAACUCAUAGGAAAGAGUGGAAUUGCUCAUGGUGUUGUGUUUCAACCAAUUCAAAAGACCGGAAGACCUCUCUUCAUAAGCAUUGGUCACAGAAUCAGUUUGGAAUCAUGCAUUAAGGUGGUCCUUAAAACAUGCAUUCAUAAAAAUCCAGAACCCAUACGACAAGCUGAUCUUCGAAGUCGUCGAAUGAUAGAAGCACAAGCUGCUUGGAAGAGCAACCAAUAA